AGUUGAAGUACUUUAUAACCUUUAACUUCUUAAUAGUAAAUUAAUUUUUAGAUAUUCGCACUACAACCAAAAUUACAAAUUUCGCCGAUAUUCGAAAAGCACCAUUUAAAAUUCCCGCCGAGCAUAGUAAAUAAUUGCCAACAUGCAAACAUGAAAUUCAAGUUUUCAAGGUUAAAAAGAAUCAUAUUUUGUUGAAGCAAGCGAAUUUUUCGGUAAGUUUAUGUGACAGGAAGUGCGGAAAAUACUAAUUAAAAACGUUCUUUUUAUCGUUAAAAUCGUUAAUUUUAUUUAAAAGUCAAAAAUCACGUCACAGCGAAUUCCGAAGGUUCACUUGGGCAUGAUUUCAACUGAUUAAGGAAUAUGCGACGAGCCAAACCGCAGCAACCGAUUUACAGACCAGGUAGUGGCCCGUUGAAAAAAUCCAACGCAAACGAAGAGUCCGAAUUCGAUUCCACAGUACUGAAACACAAAGAUCUAUCGAACACCGAUUUCGACAAUACAAAGACCAAAAGCGAAGGCAACUCGCCCAGACAUUCAGACAGAACAUCCAAAUCGGGAGACUAUUCUCCCAAUGACGAUGUGAAUAAACGUCCCAGAAAACCCGACCAGAUAAUAUACGUGCCUAGACCAAUUGCUCAAGCUAGAGAUAGAGAAUCAUAUCCGUCGCAAGACAUGAACAGGAACACAUUUGCUCACAUUAAUGGUAACGAGAAACCCCCUUCGGAGCCGGUCGAUCGAAUCGUUGGCAAAAGAACUCCUUAUGCUGAACGAAACAUGGACAAAAACGAACAAGGCAACGAUUGGCGAGAAGAAGCGGCCCGACAGAAACAGAUACCCGAAAUUAGAGGUGGCAGCGCCGGCCCGCAGACGAAUUGGACCCGACAGCAGCGCGACAAUCGCGGCGAAAAGGUGCAAGCGAAGCCGCCGAGCGGCCGCCGACACAGCACGGUGGGCGCCGAACAGGAGAAACGUUUCAACAACCUGCCGCCGAGGUUCCAGAAGAAGUUCCUCGAAGACAACAAGUUCCAGCACUCGCCCGUCGAGGACAACAACUGGGACGGCAGCAGCCUGACGUUCCAGAAGAACCAGAACCAGAACCACAACCAUCCGACGGGCGGUUACUAUACGUUGCCGUACGCGGCCGGUUCGCACCAUCAGCACCAACCGAACGCUAAUUACAUAUCUAAUACGCUGCCGAGCAAACCGCGCGGUAGAGGCAGAUUGUACAGCGAUCAGGAAACGUCCCGACCCGGUGGAGCUUUCGAAUCCCUGCCCGAUAAGCUGAAAAGUCCAGGCAACUCGCGCCCGCCCACUCCGCCCAGUCGACCGCAAACUCCGACUAAUUCCGAUAACAGAAGAUCGACGAGGCCUCAGGAUAAACGGGACAACAGCCAGAGGGAAUUUAGGAAUAGAAGGGAUAACAAGAACUACAAUAGAGAUAACUUUAAUAACAGGGACAAUUACAACGCCAGAGACCAUUACAGAGAUCAACGAUGGGAGGACGAUUACAGGGAUUCCUAUUACAAGGACCGGAACAAUUUCAAACGGAACGAUUACAACAAAGAGAGCGGUGACGGUAACAGGCGCGAGAGAGACCAACGCAGAGGCGGCGCCAAUCAGAGUCGAGACAAGAGGAGAAACGGCAGGAGGGACAGGAGAAGUCGCAGCAAAGAAACCAACAGAGACGCCAGACCUUAUCACAGUUCUAUCAGCACGGACGUUAGCGUCGAGGAGAACUGGAAUUUAGAGGAACCCAAAAAAGACGUUGUCAGUAGGAUGCCGGAACCGGUUCGUGAUCGACCGGAAUCGAGCACCAGCCCGGACGAUUACAAAACGCUCAUUCCGAAUCUAAUCAACAACACUUUGGAUUGGAGCGAAGAAGUGGAAUUGAACGAUCGAUUAGAAUCGGAGUACAACAGCGACGCGCUGACGAGGAGUUCAUCGAUCGUCAGUUUGCAGGAACCCGCCAUGAAAUCCUUACCGCCUAAUAUCAACGAAACGAACACGUCGAAGAAAAAGAGGCGAAACCGUCAAAGGAGCAGAAACAGGAGCAAUUCUCGGACGAGGAGCGAUCGCACCCGGCAAAAUUCGACUACGAGCAUCGACAGUCGCGACGGGGCGUUCAGGAUGCCGCGAGACGGUUGCUCGGGCGCGUCGAGAAGGAGUUCAAGGGAUCGAAGAGACAGCAGUUACGAUCGAUAUCACAACAGCUCGAGGAACGUCAGCAGGGACAGUAGCUGGGAUCGGUAUCAAGUAAGAGGCCAGCCGUCAGGAACUGACAAUUGGAGGGAGGAAAUCGAAAGAACUAGAAAAAAUUCGGAUAAAGACAGCAAAGUAAUUUUAGACGUAGAUCCGAGCAACAAAAAACCGGGAGUUUUGGUAUUACCGCAGCAAAAGAACGAAACUAAAGCUAUACCGAGUUUGAGUACGCGAGACCAACCCCGUUAUCCGGAUACCCGCCGAGCAACGGGCCAGCAACACAAGAGCCUCUUCGAUCCCAACAACCCGUCCAAGCCGAUCAUAGUCAAAUCGACGAGUUCGCGCGUCAACGUGCCGGGCGCCGCGGACGCCGCCGAUUCGGCCCAACAGCCACCGAUCGAAUCGUUCGGCCCGCCUUGGUACGACGACACCGCCGAAUCGUUCAAGUCCUGCCACUAUCCGGAGUUGUUGCGCGACGUGCGCAAGGCCGACGACGAGCUGCGCGGCCUCGUCGACGGCGGCUGGCUGUUGGCGCGCUGGGACGCCGUCGAGACGCUGCGCGGCUUCCUCAAAGAGGCGCUGGAGUACCUGCUGUGCAAGGCCAUGAAGUUCUGCCAGAAGGAGAACGUCGAACAGCACUUUUGGAACGUGCUCUACCACAACAUCAUCGAGGUCGCCCGCAGCGCCAUCAAGAGCGAUCCCGGCAACAAGGAGAAGUACAAAGGGUUUUUGUUGUGUUUGAUCGAUGAAGGUAGUAAAUAUUACGAGAGGCUGUUGACUGUGUUAGAAGAAACUUACGAUUUCAAAUUGAACAAUUUUAUGAAGGAGAAUCCCGGUGGUACGAAAGGUUUGGGGAUGGUCGGUUUGGCUUUGGUGUGUGCCCAGAAGUUGUUUUUGUUUUUGGGCGAUUUGGGGAGAUAUAGGGAGGAGGUGAACGAAACGGCGAAUUACGGGAAAUGUAGACAAUGGUACAUCAAAUCGCAGGAUAUCAACCCGAAGAACGGCAAGCCGUACAAUCAAUUGGCUAUAUUGGCCUAUUACGCGAGAAGGAAAUUAGACGCUGUUUAUUAUUACAUGAGAAGUUUAAUGUCUUCGAAUCCGGUCCCAUCGGCCAAGCAGAACUUAGUGUCACUUUUCUACGAAAACAAAAAGAAGUACCACCAAGUUUACUACGAUCAAGGGGAAAAGAAGCGCCGAGAGGAGAGGCUGGAGCGGCAGCGGCAGCAGAUGAAGCAAAAAGAAUCCGAAGACUCCAAUCACGCCCCGGGGCAAUUGCGAAGGGAAACCUGGAUACAUCCAGAAGGCGGCAGGAGAGUGUACAGGACGACGCAGGCGAAUCUGGACGCUGCAGAAGAAGAUUUAUCGUCGUUAAGUAGCGUAGAGGUGAACAAACGGUUCGUUAUCAGUUAUUUGCAUGUGCUCGGGAAGCUCAUAACUAAAAUCGGGAUGGAGAGUUUCCAAGAGGCCGCCAUGCAAAUGUUGAAGGAAUUCCGCGCGCUCCUGCAACAUUCGCCCGUGCCGAUUCCCUGCAAUCGAUUGCUGCAAUUGCUCGCGCUCAAUAUGUACGCCAUCGAUACCACGCAGCUCAAAGAUCCGGCGAUGCUUCCGGAGAAAGGGUACCGCUCCGAGUUGCAGGAGCGCGCCCUCGUCGUCUCCCUGCAGAUGUUCGAUCUGAUCCUGGAGCGGUGCGUGGCCGCGUUGCAGGAGCACGCGGCGACGCGUCGCGACGCCGUCGGGCCGGCGUCGUUGCCGUCGGACGCCAACGUCCUGCUGCCGGCCGUGAAGAUCUGGUGCGAUUGGCUGUUGUGCCACACGAGCGUCUGGAAUCCGCCGCCCUCCACGCAGGACUUCAAAGUCGGAUCACCCGGCGAUAGUUGGAGCAGAUUGGCCGCCUUGAUGAAUUUGUUAGAGCGAAUGGAUCAAAGCCAAGCGGUUGGUUUCGUCAAAAACGCCCAAGAAGGUUUCGAACUGAUCCGCCUGCCCGAGGACAGCGUGCUCAGCGGCUUCACGCCGCUGAUGUACACCUCCGACGAGGCCGCCUACGCGCCCAAGGACGUCGACGUCGAGACGGCCCAUCUGACCCAAAGGGUGGCCAAGCUGUUGUUCUUCGGCACAGUCUAUCUCUGCGGCGUCGAUCCGCCUGUACUCAAAUUGGAGAUCGAAGACGGCGUCAGGGAGUACGUUUCGGUCGUUUGCGCGAGCAGCAGCAGGGAUUCCCCGCCGCACGCUGAACUGUCGCCGAACAACGACGUCCUGCUGGAGAGCUUCAGCGACGACGACGCCGACGACAAGGAGACCUUCGACGGCGACGACGUCGCGACGGAGGGCGCCUCGACGGCCGUCAGGGAGCUGCUCUCCAGGAAGGUCGAACUAGAGAAGACGAAGCGCAGCCAGGACCUCCACAAGGAACGUGUCAAGAAAAUCCUGAGCCAAUCGGUGGUGAGCGUCCACGUGGAGGUGAGACCCAGGUACCUGGUGCCCGACACGAACUGCUUCAUCGAUCACACGGACGGCAUCCGAGCCAUCGCCCAAUCCCAUUCCUACACUUUGAUGGUGCCCAUUAUCGUCCUGAGCGAACUGGAGGGCCUGUCGAGGGGCGGCAAAGCGCCGGCGCCGGACUCUCGCGACCUCCUCGACCCGGAGCACGUGAAGAAGGUGGCGGCGUCCGCCAAGGACGCCUUGGAGUUCCUCAAGAAGCGCCACGCGUCGGUCAAGUGCGUCACCACCAAGGGCGUCAUUUUGCCGUCGACGAGCUUCUCCACCGAGGACGAUGCGACGUGGGACAACGGCUUCAGGAACGACGACAAAAUCCUGGCCACUUGCAUCGGAUUGUGCAAAGGAUACAAGGAGACGGCCGGCCAGGAAGCCGGUGAAGGGGAACCGCGCCAUUUGGUCCGGGAGGUGGUUCUGUUGACGGAAGAUCGAAAUUUGCGAGUGAAAGCGUACGCGCGGGACGUUCCCGUCAGGGAAUUGCCCGAUUUCAUGCGUUGGGCCGGACUGGGAUGAACCUGAUGGGAAAAUUUAUAGUAAUGCCAAAGCAGCUGCUCUCUUCGUCCCGGGAAUUGUGCCCUUAUAGUCUGGUGACGAUGUGGUGUGUUUAAUGAUCAAAUUCGAUAAUCAAAUAUUCUCACUUAACGCGGAAAAUUUUUUAUUAGCUCUUGUUAGCAUCACAAUUCAUCAUCCGAUUGGGUUGCGUCGCUGCAUUUUCCUCCCUGUGUUUUUUUUUUGUUUAUUUACUUUAUUUUUAUUUUUUCGAGUCCUGGAAGUAUCGGAUUAGCGUUGGUACCAAAAAAUUCACUAAUUUUAAUCGUUUCGCUCAAAUUGUUUUUUUAUUAUUAAAUUUGUGGACGAGUGAGGCAAGUGGGAGAAGCGCAAAUGUUUGUCGGGUUUUAUUAAUCACUUUUUGUAAGGAAAUUGAGUGGGAAAUUUUGACGAUUUUUCGGUACCAUAGCGAUCGAAUAUUAUUGUUAAACAAAUUAAUGUUCAUUUGAAUGAUAAUAAAUUAUGAAUAAGUUUUUGGUGCUGCUGUUAUUGCGAAUUUGUCCGAUCGUUUUGUUUGUACAUUGUUUUUAUUUUUCUCUUACGUGCCAUUUUGUCGCUAUAUUAAUCGUGUAGUUUAAAAAAAACGAAUAAUUCCAAGAGAUAUCCAGUGUUUGUGCCUCAAACGAUUUUUCCUUUUAUUUUUUAAUAUACACUUUAUUUUUUAAGUAUUAUUUUAUUACUAAGCGAUUCAAAUAUCGUUUGAGCCACUGAAUAAAAAUACUUAGAAGUUAAUCACCCUUUUUAGCGUAGCUUUUUUUUGAUGUACUUAUUUGUAUAAUUUUACUUAUUAUUUUGCGUUUGUCGUGCCAUCAUUAUUUGUUCUAUAUUGGCAAAAGAAACCUUUUUUUAAAACUAAAAGGAGCAAUUCUUAUUAUGAUAUACGAUUUUAUUAAAAUGUUGCAAUUGUUUGCUCAGGAAUAUUAGGAGAAUAAAAG
Molecule: messenger RNA, 6176 nt
Organism: Phyllotreta striolata
Lineage: Eukaryota; Metazoa; Arthropoda; Insecta; Coleoptera; Chrysomelidae
Source: the annotation of a GenBank genome assembly